CCCAUUCCCAUGAGCCUGCAGCUGUCCAGGGGUGGGCACCCUGUCUGUGCUAACCCCUGUGCCUGGCAGACGAGGUGGGUGGGUUCUGGAUGUAUGCCUAGUGACUUACCUCCUGGGACACUAGUAAAAAGUCACUACUUUGGGGACCGAUUUUUUUUUAAAAAAAAAGCGUUCAUGGAAAAACUGAACUAAUAAUGAUUAUAUACCAUGGACUGUGAACAAAUACAUAUUUUAUGAAAAGUUUGUUUUUUCAUGCUUUGUCUUGUUUUGAAGUUGCAUGCAUACAAAAGUAUGUUCCUAAAUAUUAAUAGCCAUUAGUUAAAGGAUUGUAUGGAGUUAAAGUGAAGGGGGCUUGCCUGAGUAUUUUAAACCUUUAAAAAGUCUGUCAUGCACUCCUUAAAGUAAUUGAAUUUGUAAUUCUACCUCAUAACUGAAUCUUACAGAGCAUAUUUGCUCCUAUAUUUGUGAUGGGUUUAAUAGUCGCUGUGAUAUCAACCAGACUGACUGCUAGAUUAUCCUUUGGAGGGGGGGGAUUAACUAACUUUGGCCUCAUUUUAAAAAUGAAAAGCAAUUGUACUAUUUAAAACUAAUCCCUGGAGAGUUUUAAUAUCUGAGAGACUAGGAGAACCUUUACUGUACUAGAGUCUCAUUCCUGCCCAGGUAAAUUAUGCACGAUAACAGCAUGAUCGGGUUAAGAUAUCAUUUUAACAAAGAGAUUACCCAGCUGACAGCCCACUUUUUUCAAAUAAGGAAUUUCAAGAUAUUGGGAAGAAUUUUAGUUGCUUCUUAGAGUUAAUUUUACUGGGAUCUCAUCUUUUAUGAUUUUUGUACCUACAUUCAUUCCACACUCAUGAAAUCCCUCUAGAGUUUCUAGUCUAGACCCUGAGUAUAGAGUGGCAAACAAUACAGACAUGAUCCUUGCCAUCAGAGAGCUCAGUCUGGUGGGGAGGAAAAAUAUCAGAUAAGUAACUAUACUACUGCAAUGUAGUAAGUGCUAUGAAAGGAAGAAUGGGCUCUGUGAGAGCAAGUAGUCAGGAAUUAUCCCAUUAGCUCCUCACCACAACAGGAUGCCCAUUUUACAGAUUCAGAGUGUAGGGCUUAAAGAGCGAAUUGCCCAGGAUCACACAACUAAUGAAUGGCAGAGCUAGGAUGCCAACACAGGUCUCCCUGGCUCUAGAACUUUCCAUGUGCCAGUCACAUCACCUGUGACUAUGUCUUUUUAUUUUUCAAUAAUAAUUAUCUUUUCUAAUUACAAAGAUAACACUUGUUCAGUAUAAAAACAAAUAAAAUAAAACUUAGAAAACAGAUAUCCACCCAAGUGUCACUGGCAUACCCAUAUUGGCAGCAACCUUAGGGAGCCUUAACAUGCCAGGGGGGUGGGAAUGACCGGAGGACCCUGUGUCCCUCACUCAUGCAAGCAUUUCAAGAAUUUAGAAAACCUCUGAAAUUUCAAGAAAAAAAAAAUUUUUUAAUUCUCAAGACUCAAAACUUACCAUGCCAAGGAAAUGUGAGCUGAAGGAUAUAGCUCCCUGGUACCAGCUGAUUGCCCAGAGAGUAACAGAGUAACCAAAUGCCGCCUCUUUUUUUGUUUCUCUUGGUUUUGAUUAAGAGGUGACCCACCACGAUUUUCACCCUUGCAAGUGUUCUGUGGUUUAAAAUGUAAGUGAUAUUACUACAAUGUGAGUUGCUUCUUAUGACCAUCACCAGGGCUCUCUUUACUUUGAUGAGCAGUCACCUGAGAUCAUUAAAUGCACCUGAGGCCUAGAGAUGACGUGCUGGGCGCAUAGCCAAAGGGAAAUCCCCGGCAUUAAGAGAAUGUAAAGGAAUUGCCAAGAAUCUCUGUUGUCUCCUGUCUCUGUUUCCGUAGUGCAGACAUCUGGGUUUUACAGCCCAUGUGAUCCCAUUUCCUCCAUGAGCGUUUCCCUAUAGCCAGGCACUAUUUUUUUUUUUUUUGACUAUCUAUUAUGUUCAAAACAGAGAGAUAAUAAAAUUUUCCUUUAUCUCUUCCUGAUUAGUUUGUACAAACUAACAGGAUAUUGAUUGCCUUCUAUAAUAUCCUUAUGUCACUGCAUACUUCCAACAACCCUUUAAGAGGGAUAUCAUGUUCAUUUUGUAGUUGAGGAAGCUGAGGCUCAGAGAGUAACAUGCCUGACACCACACAGCGAAUGGUAGAAUCAGAUUUGAAACCCAUGCCUUCUUCAUUCCAAGCCUAUGAAUUUACCAUCUGUUGCUCUGUGCCAGCUAGUCCUUUGCUGCAGUCAUAACUUGGACUAAUGUGUCCCUAAAAGCUCCAUGCUAAGUGACAAGAGCACUGAGUUGUGUACAGGAAGGCUUGAUUUCCAGUCCUGUCUCUGUCUCUCAUGAGCUUUAUAAGGGAUUAAUGGAUAUGAGGGUCCUCCUAGGGUUAGCGGAAGUUCUGAUACAGCUGUCAUCUGUCAAUGCUUGGUCACACCAACCAAGGGAUGCCCAUUUUUAAGGUAUUUGGUUGAAACUUUUGAGUGUUACUCUUUAUAUGAUUUAAACCAGUGGAGACCAUCUUCCUGCAGAACAUUGGUGCUCUUCAAGAUAGAUGGAGGUGUUUCCAACUGAAAUUAAAUAAUCAUCUCUACCUAACUGGCAGGUGGGGAAAAUGUUAAUGAGUACAAUUUUCACACUAUAAAAAUUUCCAUAAACCCUGGUGACUUAAUUUAGACUGGAUUUCAAUAUAAGAUGGUGGAUGAUUUAGGAUACAGUCAUGCCUUUGAUUACUUCAGGAUUAUGUAUCAUUAUUUUAUGAUCUUCUCCCAAAGAACACCUCCAUUUUCAGGGGCUCUGGACCCUGAAUGGAAACCCUCGUGGCGUAGUGGUUAAGAGCUACAGCUGCAAACCAAAAAGUUGGCAGUUCGAAUCCACCAGGUGCCCCUUAGAAACUCUGUGGGGCAGUUCUACUCUGUCGUAUAGGGUCGCUAUGAGUCAGAAUCGACUCAACGGCAAUGGGUUUGGUUUUUGGACCCUGAACAUGUUUGAGAAUGAUUUAGGAAAUAAUACUGGAGUCAUUAUUCCCUGUCCUUUUUUUUUUUGAGCAUAGAGAAUGUGACCCAGCUGGAGCUGGGCUCACAAGGACUCACGAGGACACAUCAACUGGGCCCUGAGGUAUAAACACAAUAGAUAGGAUAAUCUUGGAAAAUAUCUUUUAGGGAACCUUUCACCUAAGCCGCAACACAAAAGACCUUCCACUCUUAUCUUUUUCUAUUAACAUUUAGUGAAUAGAAAUUUGCUGGACCAAUGAGGACCCUCCUGACUGUUGUUACUGAAACCUGUACCAGUGAUUGUUAAAAAAGACAAUUCAAAAUAUGCGUCAUCAGCAAUUGGUUAUCUCCUGGCUUGCCCUGGUUUUUCUGGCAUCUCCCCUCAUGGCCAUAUGGGAACUGGAGAAAGACGUUUAUGUCGUAGAGUUGGACUGGUACCCUGAUGCCCCUGGAGAAGUGGUGGUGCUCACCUGCAACACUCUAGAAGAAGAUGGCAUCACCUGGACCUCCGACCAGAGCAGUGAGGUCUUAGGCUCUGGUAAAACCCUGACCAUCCAAGUCAAAGAGUUUGGAGAUGCUGGCCUAUACACCUGUCUAAAAGGAGACGAGGUUCUGAGCCAUUCACUCUUGCUGCUUCACAAAAAGGAAGAUGGGAUUUGGUCCACUGAUAUAUUAAAGGACCAGAAAGAACCCAAAAAUAAGACCUUUCUAAAAUGCGAGGCAAAGAAUUAUUCCGGACAUUUCACCUGCUGGUGGCUGACGGCAAUCAGUACUGAUUUGAAAUUCAGUGUCAAAAGCAGCAGAGGCUCCUCUGACCCCCAAGGGGUGACAUGUGGGGCAGCAACACUCUCUGAGGAGAAGGUCAAAGUGGACCACAGGGAGUAUAAAAAGUACACAGUGGAGUGUCAAGAGGACAGUGCCUGCCCAGCCGCUGAGGAGAGCCUGACGAUUGAGGUCGUGGUGGAAGCUGUUCACAAGCUCAAGUACGAAAACUACACCAGCAGCUUCUUCAUCAGAGACAUCAUCAAACCCGACCCACCCAAGAACCUGCAGCUGAAGCCAUUAGCGAAUUCUCGUCAUGUGGAGGUCAGCUGGGAGUACCCUGACACUUGGAGCACCCCACAUUCCUACUUUUCCCUGACAUUCUGCAUCCAGGUUCAGGGCAAGAACAAGAAAGGAAAGAAAGAGAGACCCUGCAUGGACAAGACCUCGGCCAAGGUUAUCUGCCACAAAGACUCCGAGAUCUGGGUGCAAGCUCGAGACCGCUACUAUAGCUCCUUCUGGAGCGAAUGGGCAUCCGUGUCCUGCAGUUAGGUUUCAAUUCCAGGAGGAAUCUCAGAGGAAAAGUGGAAGCUCUCAGGCAGAAUUUUUUAAAAGAUAUGAUGGAAUAGACAAAAAAAAAAAAAAACCUUGUUUAUCUGAUUUGCUUUUGUUGAGGUUUAUAAUGCUGUCUGCUAUAUUUUUUAUAUCUAAAUACUAAGUGCCCACUGAAACAAUCAGCUAAUUUAUUUAUAGAUUUACCAGCUCUCAGGUUGCCACUAACCUUCAUGCUAUUUUUAAAUAUUUAAGUAAUUUAUGUAUUUAUUAAUUUAUUGCUGUUAUUUAACAUUUGUGUGCCAAGAUGCAUUGUAUGUUUCUCAGGACCCGAUCCAGGAGGCACAGGCCCUCCUAUGCAGAAUGUGUGAGUUGAAGUGUUAUUGAUACUGACAACUUUUCAAGUGAGGCUGCGAACGCAUCGGUUUUAUGACAUUCAGUGAGAACACGAUGUUCUGAUGUGAGCACGGGCAUAUCUUUGUGAUGGAUGGGAACAUAAGAGAUAUUGAAAUACAGACAUCAAAACACGAACCUGUCUGAGGGGGGCCUGGAGAAGGAUAUGUUCAUUCCUGUAUCCAUGAAGACCUCCCUCCCUCUUCAAGUGAUACAGAUAAAACAACCGAGGGCCACUUGCACUUCUGAGCAAGUUUAUUCUUUGGGCGCCUGAAUUUAGAAAAGAACUGAAAUUGAAAUCAAGCUUCAGCCUCCCUGGUGGUCCCCGCCCUCACCUAUCUGUAAGGCAUAGGAAGGUGACACAAAGACACCUGAGAGAGUCAAAAGAGCUUAUAAUUCAAGAGCGAGAACAGGUAUACUUGUGGCUAAGGACAUAAAGUUGUCAGAAUUGCAGGUUGCUUCUUAAGGGCCACGGGCAAAAGUCGACAGAGAUGUUCAGAAAACGAUCGAGAACCGCUUACUCGUCAGCCCAAGGGAACCUGAUGUGCGGAUAUGACCAGACAGGACCAGCCACGGAGGUGCUACUUUAAAGUCAGAAUGUGCUUUCUGUAAAGCGAUUGCAUGUGGUUUCUAUUUAUUUAUUUUGACAUUUCCGAGGCUGAACUAAUAAAAUAUAACUCUUCUUUGCAAUAUCAUUGUGGGCUUUCUCAGCUGACUCUAGGAU
Messenger RNA from Loxodonta africana (African savanna elephant), 5439 nucleotides. It is a transcript of the gene IL12B, whose product is annotated as interleukin 12B. The transcript has 8 exons. The coding region runs from base 3333 to 4322 and encodes 329 amino acids. Gene Ontology annotation, cellular component: membrane. Gene Ontology annotation, molecular function: protein binding; cytokine receptor activity. Lineage: Eukaryota; Metazoa; Chordata; Mammalia; Proboscidea; Elephantidae. The record is from RefSeq and is a predicted model, not a curated record.